CCAUUUUGCUAAGAUGGCGUCGAACCAAGAGAUUUGAUAGCUGCAUGUUCAAAGUAAUACAAUUUCUGAGUGCUUAUUAUUGUUAAGUUUUAUUUUUUAUUUAUUUUGUGGUGUAUAAGUGAUUUGUUUAUACUGUUAAUUAAAAAAUAAGUGAACACUCCAAGGACUCGAGUGUUACAUAGAUUUGACAAAUCAUGAGCAAUUACGAAGAUGAUCAAAGUGAAGACGGAGAAUUAGCACGAAGUCCAAUUCAGGACGAAAUGGAUUUCAGUUUGUCUGACGAGGACCGCGAUAACCCCGAUUCCUUGGUAAUUAAACCGCCUCAAGCGAUUAUUCGGUCGCAUCGAGACAAAAGGAGUCACAAACGUUCUGGCAAAGACAGGUACAAAGAAACUGCGAGAAAAGAGAAAAAGCAUCUUUAUAGGGACCGUGAUAAGAUGGAAAAAGCGAAACGUGAGGUUGGUAAAGCCAUUGAACGUGAUGAUGUACCCAAGGACUACUAUAGAGAAAAACAAUACUACAGGGAAAAAGAAGUAUACCGCGAUAACAAAGACAUACGAGAAAAGGAAAUGUAUAGGGAACGAGAAAUAAGAGAUAAGGAUGUAUAUAGAGAAAAGGAAGUCUAUAGGGAAAAGGAUCCUUAUAGAGAAAGAGAGCAUUAUAGAGAGAGAGAAUUGUAUAGAGAUAAUACAUAUAGAGAUUUAGGUAGACCAAGGGAAACUUAUAGAAGUAAAGAGGCAUACAAAGAAAAAGAUUUACAAAGGGAUCAUGAUGUAUAUGUCAGUAGGGAUAGACAGUAUAAGUAUUCUGAGGCUGAAAGAAAGCACAUUGAGUCAGAAAAAAUACAAACUACAUCACAGAGGUUACAAAUUAAUGCUAGGUUACAAAUGCUGGCUGAAGAAACUAGGAGUUCUCACAAUAAUGAAAAAGAAAACCGAGAUAAAACUUCUGGUGAUAAAGAAUUAGAAGAUUUAAGAAGCAGAAUAUUAAGUAAAAGGUUGACAAAAGAACUUCAAACACAAGAUUCAAAAAAACACUCUGAUUAUGACAAAGAGGUUAGGUCUGAUUCCAGUAGACAUUCUUCUCUAGAUAAACAACAUUUAGAACGAAAAAACAGAUUGAUAGAAGCAGAAAGAGAAAUGGUUAAAAGGAAACAUGAAUCACGUAAUGAAUUAGAAGCGCGUCGAGAAGACCGUCGCCGCCGAGGCAAAAAGCGUUCCGUUAGUCCAGAUGAAAGCAGGACUAAAAAGAACAAGACAAUGCACUCGCCGAGCUACGGAGAUUCAGUUGUAGAAGUGUCAGAUGCUAGUGAUGUGGAAAUGAAGAGUGACACACACUCUGAACCCGAAGAAGGUGAACAUUCCAAUACAGAAACAGAAGAGGGAAGUUCUACUACUGAUUCAGAAUCUGAUGCAAAAUCAGAUGAGGAAGUUCAAGAAAGUGCUAUGAAUGAAACAGUGACCAAAGAUCAUACAAAAUCAAAAUCACCAUCACCAAAAUCUAUCCAUGCAAGCCCCUCAUCACAUGAAACUAGAAGGUCACACUCUAGAUCAAAAAGUAGGAGUAGGUCCCAUUCAUUUUCCCCACCCCCACCUGAUGAAAAUGGAAAAACUCCAGUAGAAGAAGCCAAACCUACUGAGGAUGAUGAAAGUCAGAGACUCAAAGAGGAGGCCAUCAAUUCACUGCCACCCUACUUCCCUGCACUUCAGGGGUGUAGAUCAGUUGAAGAGUUUCAAUGUUUAAAUAGAAUUGAGGAGGGCACAUAUGGAGUUGUCUAUAGAGCUCGGGACAAAACCACAGAUGAGAUUGUGGCUCUGAAACGGCUCAAAAUGGAGAAGGAAAAAGAAGGAUUCCCUAUUACAUCACUAAGGGAAAUCAACACAUUACUAAAGGGCCAGCAUCCGAACAUCGUCACAGUGCGAGAAAUAGUAGUCGGUUCGAAUAUGGACAAAAUAUUCAUAGUUAUGGAUUACGUGGAACAUGAUUUGAAGAGUCUCAUGGAAACAAUGAGGAACAAAAAACAGGUGUUUCUACCAGGUGAGGUGAAAUGUUUGAUGACACAAUUAUUAAGAGCAGUUCACCACCUACAUGAUAACUGGAUCCUGCACAGAGACCUGAAGACAAGUAAUCUGCUGCUUUCACAUAAAGGAAUAUUAAAGGUUGGAGAUUUCGGAUUGGCCAGGGAGUAUGGGUCACCGCUUCGCCAGUACACACCCAUAGUGGUGACACUUUGGUACCGCGCCCCAGAGCUAUUGCUGUGCUGUAAAGAAUACUCCACGCCCAUUGAUAUGUGGAGUGUUGGAUGCAUAUUUGCAGAGUUUGUCACGAUGAAUCCUCUAUUUCCCGGAAAAUCAGAGGUCGAUCAGUUGAAUAGAAUAUUUAAGGACCUCGGCACGCCGUCGGAGUUGUUGUGGCCGGGCUACAAGGAGCUGCCAGCGGUGCAGAAGAUGACGUUCGCGGAGCACCCGCCGGGCGGGCUGCGCCAGCGCGUCGGCGCCGACCUGCUCUCGGAGAGCGGGCUCGCGCUGCUGCAAGGCUUCCUCACCUACAACCCCGUGAGGCGCCUCUCCGCUGAUGCCGCGCUGGAGCACGCUUACUUUAAGGAGAACCCGGUGGCGAUCGACCCGGCGAUGUUCCCCACGUGGCCCGCCAAGUCGGAGGGCAACCGGCGCACGACGCACAGCCCCAAGCCGCCGGCGGGUGGCGCGGCGUACGCGCAGUUCGCGCGCGCCGACUCGGACGAGGCGCUCGGCUUCCACGUGCAGGCGCGCUCGCUCAACGUCGCGCCCGGCUUCUCGCUCAAGUUCUAGCGGCCCCGCCGCCCUGCGCCGCGGGCCCGUCCUAAGUCGUUGAACUUUGCGAACCUCGGUAUAUAAUCGUGCGUUUUUUCAGCCAGACAGCUGAUUAUGCAGUGACAUAUCGUGUUAGAGAAUUAUCACGUGUGUUAACAUUAUUCUUUAUACAUAAUUCGUAGCGACGUAGCGUUGAAGAGAUAGCCAUGCGCUAAAAUGGCCUCGUUGUGAAACGUGGACUAGUAAGCUACAUUCGAUAUAACUAGAACAUUCUAUUGUACGUACUCUUUGAGCUAAUGUCCACGUUACUGGCUCAGACUUCUACACAGUGUAUACUGAAAAAUAAUGUUGCAUUGCCUGAAGGACAAGGACACAAACGAUGUGAUGUUGUUCACUCUUUGUAUAUUAAGAUCCUAUUUCACAAUAUGACAAGUGAAUAUAAUUGUACUUUUUCUUUUUUUACGAAUCAAAACUUCUCUCGAAGGCUAGAGAGCCUUCUUUGCCUUAAUUGGUACUAUUUAUUUUUGUGUUAGUCACAGGCAAAUUCAAUAGUUUACUGCUUACAAGCGGCGGUGUACAAACUUGGCAUUUUGUAUUUGCCGAGAGUUUACUUUUUCCAAACGUCCAUAAGGAGCCGGUUGCAAGGCGACGAAGCACCGUAUUGAUAUUUCUGUGUAGUUUUAAAGUAUAACGAUCUUAAUAACGAAACCAAAAUUUCCAAUUUCGAAUUAUGGUCAUAAUACAAAAUGCCGAGUGCUUGUAGACUUCGGACGCCGUUUGUAAACUGUGAAAUUAUCCGAUAUAUAUGAAUGAAUGAUCCUCAAAAAAAAAAAAAAAAUUAAAAGCAUUUACUUCGUGGUAUUUUUGCAAGAUUAAACUCAUUAUAACACCUCGAUAUAUUGUAUAACAAAUAUUUUUCUAAGUUGACUGUACAUAUGUUCUCAAAUUUGGCAUUCAUAAUAUUGUUCUCACAUCAUUUUGAGUUAUUUAAAAAUGGCAUAUUUCUGUUUAAUGAACCAGAGAAGAGAAAUAAACUGUGUUCAAUUAUCCAAAAACUACUUGUUAACUGUUAAGACUGUAUCUAAUAUGUAAUAUAAAAUAUUGUCCUAAGAUGGGAGUACUUAUUAUGCAAGAAUGUUUAUAUCUUUGUAUUCGUCAGCCAAUUUUUGAUUAAUAUUUUUUUACUAUAUAAUAAUCAUUAUAAUAUUGUUAAAUGUUAGCCGAAGGUACAAUUAAUAUGGAAUAUACAUUUAUAACUAUGUUUUCGCAAGUAGUAACAGUUUGUUCCAAGAUAUUUGAUCUUAAAUACAUUUAUAAAGUUAUGGAUUAAACACGUCAUCAAUUAAAAAUACUCAAAACUUGUUUGAAUGGUACAUAUUUUUAAAGUGUCAAAAUAUUUUUCUAUAUGUAAAAACAGUCUAGGAAAUAGAUACAAAUGUAAAUACCUCUUAUAAAUAAUGAUUAGCGUUUCUCGAACGAUAAUUAGAUUUAGCAUAUAAUGUGGUAUAAAAUAUACCCAUGUUUUGACAG
Messenger RNA from Zerene cesonia (dogface butterfly), 4322 nucleotides. It is a transcript of the gene Pitslre, whose product is annotated as cyclin-dependent kinase 11B. Lineage: Eukaryota; Metazoa; Arthropoda; Insecta; Lepidoptera; Pieridae. Gene Ontology annotation, cellular component: nucleus. Gene Ontology annotation, biological process: protein phosphorylation; regulation of mitotic cell cycle. The record is from RefSeq and is a predicted model, not a curated record. Bases 195 to 2810 code for a protein of 871 amino acids. The transcript is spliced from 12 exons. Gene Ontology annotation, molecular function: ATP binding; cyclin-dependent protein serine/threonine kinase activity.